UCCUUUGCGAUAGGCUGAGAUCCCUUCCAUUAAGCCCAGUAGGGGAAGUGUUCUCUGCGCAGGAUCACAGUUAUAUCCCAGUCCCACAGAGCAGGGGGCAGGCAGCUGCUGCUUCAUGUCACGGCACCUUCAUCAGGCCCAGUAGUACCGACAGGAACCUCUCUACUGGAUCUGGAGCCCCGACUUACCCCCCCUUUGCGGUCACUUGGAAUCUGCCGGACCCUCUAACGAGCACAGAGCACCCUGGGGUCAAUGUCACCCUAUACUUUCCCCCCUGAGCUUCUGGCACCCAGAGAUCUGGCAGCAGAUACUCUGACUGUGCCCUUGGAUUAAGCUGCUGUUCAUAAGCACCAACCAGGGGGCACGGAUGCACCCUGGGCAUGGAAUCUGAUUCUCUGAUUGGCUGUUGUCAACAUUUCUAAUGAGACCAAACAACUUACAGGGAAGACACUUUGGUGCAGAUAAACUGAGAUGGGCGACUGGAGCUUCCUUGGCCAGUUCCUUGAAGAGGUGCAGAAACAUUCCACGGUGGUGGGCAAGGUCUGGCUGACCAUUCUGUUCAUCUUCCGGAUGUUGGUGUUGGGCACGGCGGCGGAAUCCUCCUGGGGGGACGAACAGUCGGACUUUACGUGCGACACGAACACGCCCGGUUGCGAGAACGUCUGCUACGACAAAGCGUUCCCCAUCUCCCAUAUCCGAUACUGGGUGCUCCAGAUCAUCUUCGUCUCCACCCCCUCCCUGCUGUACAUGGGACACGCCAUCCACACCGUCCGCGUCCAGGAGAAGAAGAAGCACCGGGAAGAGGAGAAAGCGAAGCAGAACCUGAGCGGGGAGCCGUCCUACCAUCAGAAGGAAUAUGCGGUGGAGAAAGAGGAGAUCGUUUACACCGACGAGUUGAGCGGCAGGAUCCGGCUUCAGGGGACGUUGCUGAACACCUACAUAUGCAGCAUCCUCAUCCGCACCCUGAUGGAAGUUGCUUUUAUCGUGGGACAGUAUAUGCUCUAUGGAAUAUUCCUGGAAACCCUGUACACGUGCCGGAGGUCGCCCUGCCCGCAGCCCGUCAACUGCUUUGUCUCUAGGCCGACGGAGAAGAACGUUUUCAUUGUAUUUAUGAUGGCUGUGGGGGUGCUCUCUCUCCUUCUCAGCCUCGUAGAACUCUACUACCUGGCGUGGAAAAAGAUCAAGCACAAAUUUGCCGGUGCCGGUACGCACAACCCGAGCGCCCUCAGGGUCGCAGCCGUAGAGCCGGGGCACCGUUCCCAAAGCUGCACUCCGCCUCCGGACUUUAACCAGUGUUUAAGCAGCAAUAAGGGUAAGUUUGAGAGCCCUUUCAGCAAUACGUUGGCUUCCCAGCAGAACACGGCCAACUUUGCAACGGAAAAGGUCCAGGGCGAAGAAGACAUUCGAGACGGGCAAUUUAUCCACAUAAGCUAUGCACAAAAUGCACCGGUAUCCAACCACUCCACUCCGCACCAUACACCGAACGGCUACUGCCAGAGCCCCCGAAGCCUGAGCAAGACCAGCCAAGCCAGCAGCAAAGCCCGUUCAGAUGACUUGUCUGUGUGAUCAUGAAAUCGUCGUUGUCCUAGAUGCCUCCAAAACCAGUGUUACGUGCCUUCAACUGGUCAGGAUACAAAGUCAGACUGGUUGGCCGCAAUCUUGCCAAAGAUUAUAAAAAAGUAGCGAAUGUAUAUUUUUGAGAUGAAGCCGUGUCAGAUGUUUGACUGUUGGUUGCAUCGGUGGGUGCUCUAGACUUGAAAUUGACCAUUACGUCAAUCAUGUUUAUCUCCCGCGGUUUGGAAGACCUAAGGUCUAACAGUGGUUUUUCUUUUUAGACUUUUUUGGGUUUGAAGCCUUCAUAAGGGGGGUCCAAUUGUGUCCGGUCCCCCUUUUAGCACAUGAAAAGUUUAUAGAUACUUGAAAACAUUGUCAUAUUGGUAAAGCUGUGAUAGUUCCAGGAACAUGGAGGACAGUAGUAAAUGAACUUCUCACUCUAAAUGACCUUCAGGCAUUGGUUCCUUGUUGGGAAGGUGGGGACUAGAACUACUAUUUGGAAACCCAUAUUAUACAUUAAGUCUCGGUCUUCAAUCAUCAUUUUCACAGGGUAUGUCUUGAUGCCAGAUAUUUUAUACAUUAUUAGCAAAAUAUGGGCAAUUUACAUGAUCAACGGAGAACUUCUUUGGCACUGUCGCUCUCCCUUCCCAUGUUCUCUGCUCUGUUAACGUCUUAAACAUAACAUGAACCCCCUUAACUACAGUACAGGAAGCAUGAAGCUCAUGAUUCUCACAUAUAUGGAUCCAGGGAUGUACUAUACAGGAGAUAUAUAGCCAACCAGUAAGUGGUACUGCCACAUAGCUGCCCAGGUCAUUUACAAGAGACAGGGAUACCCCCCAGACCAGGGAUCCCCAGCCUUUUGCACUUGUGAGCCACAGUUACAUGUAAUAAGUCUUGGUGAAUCACACGAACAUGGAAAAAGUUCUUUGGGGGUGCCAAAUAAGGGCUGUGAUUGGCUAUUUGGUAGCCCCAUGGGGACUGCUGGC
Xenopus tropicalis (tropical clawed frog) is the source of this 2540-nucleotide messenger RNA. RefSeq names its product gap junction protein alpha 5 (gene gja5). Gene Ontology annotation, biological process: cell communication. Gene Ontology annotation, cellular component: gap junction; connexin complex; plasma membrane. The coding region runs from base 472 to 1566 and encodes 364 amino acids. The record is from RefSeq and is a predicted model, not a curated record. The transcript is spliced from 3 exons. Lineage: Eukaryota; Metazoa; Chordata; Amphibia; Anura; Pipidae.